AUGACAUUGACACCAAAUACUUCUCCAUUUUAUGAACAUACAUUAAAGAUUAAAGAUGCAGCUAGUCCCAGGGCACCUGGAUCAGUUGUGUUGUCACAGCCAAGUACUUUACGUGAAGAUUAUCAAUUGAAAAUUGCUUAUCGGAAGUAUGUCACAACUAGAGUAAUUCCACAUAAUGCCAAACGUAUCAAUUUUUUGUUUUUACAUGGCAAUGGGAUGAAUAAAGGUAUUUGGCAUUCUCAAAUCGAUAAAUUAUUUGCAACCUAUGAAAUAAGUUUCCCAGAAUUACAUAUUGAUACAAUUAUUGCUGCUGAUCACGUAAACAUGGGAGAUUCUGCUUAUGUUAAUCGUGGUAAAUUGGGUCAUGUCAGUGAUUGGAAUGAUUUUGCAAAAGAUGCUAUCAUGUUAACCAAAGUUCAUGAAAGAGAGAGCUUUCUUCAUCCAAAUGCUUUCAAUGUUGUUGUUGCUCAUUCAAUGGGUGGAUUUGCAGCUAUUCAAAUGACGGCAAUUGAACCAAAUUUGUUCCAAUCUUCAGUGUUGAUAAAUCCUGUUUGUGUAACUGUACCAGGUGAUAACAAAGACUUUGACAGGACUUAUCGUGAUUGGUUUGAACGUGGCUUUGUGAAAUUUUAUUUUGAUAAAAUCCCAGAAAAUGUCAAUUGGUACCAUCAAAUUUAUGAACAUUACAGUAAACGUUCAUUCUAUAAGAAUUUUGAUCCAAUUGUUUUGCGUAAUAUGUUGGAAGAUGAAAUUCCUGAGUUUUAUGAUCGAAAGAGUCAUUAUGAUACAGUUGAAUUGAAACAUGAUGGGUUUGAAGAUUAUAUUAAUUAUUAUAAUCUGAGAUUUUCAAUUCCAGAAACCAAAGCAUUAUAUCAACAAGUUAAAGUGCCAACAAAGAUGUUAUGUGGUACCAAUGAUGGAAUGUCGGCAUUGAUCAAUCUAUAUAAGGAUGAUGACUUGAGUUUUGCAAACAUUGAAUUUUUAGAAGGAAUGUAUCAUAAUAUGCAUGCGGAAAACCCAGACUUGGUUAUGAAUUUAGUUAAUGAUUUUGUUUUGGAUUGCUUUGAAAAGAACCAACAAACAACUGAUGAUGAUUUUAAGAAGAAAUAUGGUUCUGAAUACAAACAAAAGUUAAGAACUGAGGUAUUAAAGGAUUUAUUUGGAGAUAUUGAAUUACCUAGCAAAUUAUGA
This is a messenger RNA of Candida tropicalis MYA-3404, 1191 nucleotides long. RefSeq lists its product as uncharacterized. The record is from RefSeq and is a predicted model, not a curated record. The transcript has a single exon. NCBI's taxonomy places the organism in Eukaryota, Fungi, Ascomycota, Pichiomycetes, Serinales, Debaryomycetaceae. The coding region runs from base 1 to 1191 and encodes 396 amino acids.